AGUCCUCUGCUAGUUAAACGCCUACGCACCGAGUCAUUUUAUUUCACAUGCCGGCCACAAUGGCGGGAAGAAUCUUGGCCGUGUGAUCAUCCUCGUCGUAUCUAUUCUUCUCCAAACGCCUCUUCUCAUCCUCUUCUUCCAUAGCCAAAGCACCUUCAUUUUAUGGCUUCGUUCGAUCAAUCGGAUCCACGAGCUUGUUCUAUCACUCCGUCCGGUUCGCCGCUCCAGCGGCAAUUCGGUUUAACCAGAUACGAUGCAUAGUGAAUUUCAGCAAACGGCCUCCCUUGGAUUUCCCUCUGCCAUUUCCAUUUCCAGGCUUGGAUCACGAGCACUGGCUCACUGUCAUGUACACGCCCGGUGGCAAAGACGCCAAUUAGCAGCAGAUGAUCGAUUGUUACAUCCAAACACUUGCUAAGGUUCUGGGAAGCGAAGAGGAAGCAAAAAAGAAGAUUUACAAAGUAUCUUGUGAGGAGUAUUUUGGGUUUGGAUGCGAGAUUGAUGAAGAGACAUCGAAAAAGCUUGAAGGUCUGCCCGGUGUUCUGUUUGUCAUACCUGAUUCUUAUGUUGAUGUAGAGUAUAAGGAUUAUGGUGGGGAGCUGUGUGUGGACGGAGAGAUAGUUAAAAGGUCUCCCGAGAGGCAAGAGAGAAUGGACGCAGACCAUAAAUAUACCGAAUGGUGCCAGAGGAGGAACUUGGAGACAGACGAAGACGAAGACCCCGAACCCAGUAUGCUAUUCACAGGAAUGAGUUAUUACCGAACCCGUUAUAAUGAGUUGCGAGAGUUGCGCCGUAAAAGUGAAAAUGGGCAGUAACUGGAUGUCAUGUUGGUGUCGUUUGUUUGCUUGAUUGGAAUUAUGGUCUAUAGUCGAGUAUAAAAAAAUAGGAGGACAUCAUAUCUUAGCUGCUGGGACUAAAGCUCUUACAUCAUGCAUGAAAUGAAUUUUCGAGAGAAAAAUAAUACAAGCUCUAUGAUAUGAGGGCGUCAUUGACUGUAAAUAUUUACAAGCUGUCUAUUAAUAUUCUGGAAUCUUUCACCUCCUCUCAUAUUGCUUUUGUUAUUCUCCAAUAGACCUCACAAAUAUUUACAAAUUUUUUAACGGGAAUUUCUUGUGUUUCUUUAAUCUAAAUUCAAUUACAUGUUGCUUCGAUCGGAUAAAA
Messenger RNA from Cornus florida, 1158 nucleotides. Its product is annotated as multiple organellar RNA editing factor 6, mitochondrial-like. NCBI's taxonomy places the organism in Eukaryota, Viridiplantae, Streptophyta, Magnoliopsida, Cornales, Cornaceae. The coding region runs from base 384 to 812 and encodes 142 amino acids. Gene Ontology annotation, biological process: mitochondrial mRNA modification; cytidine to uridine editing. The record is from RefSeq and is a predicted model, not a curated record. Gene Ontology annotation, cellular component: mitochondrion. The transcript is spliced from 4 exons.